AUGGCUUUAUCAGACGAACAGGUUAAAUCAGAGCUUUCCAAAAUGCAAGCCUUCAUUGAGAAGGAAGCCAAGGAGAAGGCUAAGGAAAUCAAAUUAAAAGCUGACGAAGAAUAUGAAAUUGAAAAGGCAUCCAUUGUCAGAUCCGAAACUGCAGCUAUAGAUAGUACAUAUGAACAAAAAUUAAAAAAGGCAAGCUUGGCUCAACAGAUUACAAAGUCUACUAUUGGUAAUAAAACCAGAUUGAGAAUUUUAUCUACCAAAGACGAAGUGUUGCAUGACAUUUUUGAUGAAGCUGAGGCCGAAUUGAAGAAAAUCACCAAAGACAAGAAACAGUAUAAACCAGUUUUGGUUGGGUUGAUCGAAGAAGGUGUGUUGGCAUUGAUGGAACCAAAAGUUAGUAUUAAAGUUAGAGAACAAGAUGUUGAUGUCGCCAAGGAAGCCAUAACUGAAGCUGCUAAAAACUUUGAAGAAAAAGCCAAGUUUAAAGUAGAAAUUUCAAUCGAUGACAAGAACUUUUUAGCUACAGACAUUGCUGGUGGUGUCGUGGUAGUCAAUGGUUCAGGUAAAAUCGAAGUUGAUAACACUUUAGAAGAGAGAUUAAAGAUCUUAUCUGAAGAAGCUUUGCCAGCCAUUAGAUUAGAAUUAUUUGGACCUUCCACCACUAGAAAAUUCUUUGAUUAA
Messenger RNA from Candida dubliniensis CD36, 681 nucleotides. RefSeq names its product H(+)-transporting V1 sector ATPase subunit E (gene VMA4). Bases 1 to 681 code for a protein of 226 amino acids. Gene Ontology annotation, biological process: proton transmembrane transport. The record is from RefSeq and is a predicted model, not a curated record. Lineage: Eukaryota; Fungi; Ascomycota; Pichiomycetes; Serinales; Debaryomycetaceae. Gene Ontology annotation, molecular function: proton-transporting ATPase activity, rotational mechanism. Gene Ontology annotation, cellular component: proton-transporting two-sector ATPase complex, catalytic domain. The transcript is spliced from 2 exons.